AUGACUGAGCAGGCGAGUCGUGCGCAGUGCUUUGUGUUGCCGGCGCUGUUGCACGUUUCCACCCGCUUCUCUGUGCAGUGGCAGCCUGCCUCUCAGUACUUUCCCAGCAGCGGAAGCCACAGCGGCAGUGGCCACAUCAGUUUUCUGCAGUUCCCAUCUCCGUGGACUGUGCUCUGUGAUGAGCUCUCCUUCGGCCUCCUGCUUGUGGUGUGUGUGUCGUGCAGCCUGGCCCUGCUGGGACUCUGGGCCUUCGCCUCCUGGAAGCUGUGCUGGGUGCCGUGGCGGCACAAGGCCCCAUCCUCCGGCUCCGCCCCCUUCGCUCCGGGCUGCCCCCGUGAAGGCGACACAGAAGGCCCCCUCCCCGGCGACCUCCAGACGGGCAUCAUGGCGACAGAGAAGCUGAAGGAGCCUUCGGACUCCACGGGCUUCCUGGAGGCGGCGGUGAAGAUCAGCCACACUUCGCCGGACAUCCCGGCUGAGGUUCAGCUCUCCAUGAAGGAGCACUUCCUGCGGCGCGCUCAGCGCAUGCAGAGGCAGACCACCGAACCCGCCUCCUCCACCAGGCACAGCUCCUUUAAGAGACACCUUCCCCGCCAAAUGCAGGUGGCCAGCCUGGACCUGGGAAAUGACUACGUGGAUGCAGACCUAAACGAGCAGCCCACCAGCAUCGGUCGUAUCAAACCUGAGCUCUACGUGCAGAAGACGCAGGAGACAGAAGAUGCCUCCAAGAAUGGUGGAAAGACUUGUGGCAAGAUCAACUUCUCCCUCAGGUACGACUACGAGAAUGAGGCUCUCCUGGUGAACAUCCUCAAAGCCUUCGACCUACCUGCCAAAGAUUUAUGUGGCAGCUCGGACCCCUACGUCAAGAUCUACCUGCUUCCUGACCGCAAGCAGAAGUAUCAGACACGUGUCCACAGGAAGACCCUGAACCCAACUUUUGACGAGUCCUUCCAGUUUCCAGUGCCCUACGAAGAGUUGAGCAGCAGGAAGCUCCACUUGACCGUGUUUGACUUUGACCGGUUUUCCCGCCAUGAUAUGAUUGGCGAGGUGAUAGUGGACAAUUUGUUUGAAGCGUCAGACCUCUCCAGGGAAACGUCAAUUUGGAAGGACAUCCAAUACGCUACCACAGAAAGCGUGGACCUGGGGGAAGUCAUGUUCUCUCUCUGCUACCUGCCCACCGCAGGGAGACUCACGCUGACAGUCAUCAAGUGCAGAAAUCUCAAGGCCAUGGACAUAACGGGAUACUCAGACCCUUACGUGAAAGUGUCCCUGAUAUGUGACGGGCGGCGCUUGAAGAAGAAGAAGACGACCAUCAAGAAGAACACGCUGAACCCCACCUACAAUGAAGCCAUCAUCUUCGACAUCCCCCCAGACAGCAUGGAUCAAGUCACGCUGCACAUCUCCGUCAUGGACUAUGACAUGGUGGGCCACAAUGAGAUCAUCGGGGUGUGCCGUGUUGGAUGCAGUGCUGAGGGGUUGGGUAGAGACCACUGGAACGAGAUGCUUGCGUACCCACGCAAACCUAUCGCUCACUGGCACCCCCUGCAGGAGGCCAAAAAAUCGGAAAAGGAGGCUCCAAACUCAUUGGCCCAUGUGUGGAAGGCCCGGGCAGCCAGCUUCGACAGCCAGGGUUCCUGUCCUUCCCCCAAACCCCCACCUAGCCCAUGAGGAGGAACCACCCGCCCCCCUGCAUUUGUAACAACUCAGCUCCACUGUGGGACCUGCGCAUUUCCCAACAACUUGCUGUCUGUCUGUCCAUCUGCGGAGCUCACCUACUGAAGGCACUCCCUAACACUGAUCCUGGAUCAGUGUUUUAUUUAUUUAUUUUCUCUUUUGCCAAUAAUGGCUGGGGCAAGUGUUAACGUCUGGCUACCUGAUCCAGAGCCAGCUGAGGAUCUGGUGGAGCUGCAAUGUCAUUGUACAUAAAAAGUUGUACCUCAACAGCCCCAGAGCGAACUGGAAAUAGAUGAAGCAAUUAUAGAUGUUCGGAGCCUCUUUGGACCGAGAUCUUUCAAAGCAUCCCGAAGCACCAUUUUGCACAGCAGAGCUCUUUGCUGGCUUUACUCAGAAUUAAAAAAAAAAAAAAAGAUUGUGGCUAAUUCAGAGAACAAAAAUCUAAUUGAUACGGAAUCAGACGCCACUGAAGCCUUUUCUAAGCACCGUAAUCUUCUGUAGCACAGCUGCGUUAAGGGAAGCCGAACAUCUCAGUGACAAAACUGAGAGAUUAUCUUGGACAUGACAAGGGGAACAACUUUCUUAUAUGGUUUUUUUGUUAAAAUUAGGCAAAGGUUAAAAGAACUCAAAAACUGAGCAUUCAAUGGACUAUAUACUUACACCAAUUGACUGUUCUGGUUACCUUUGAAGGUAACAGGUAGCAGUAAGGAUUGAUUUGUUACAACAUUCAAGGCUUUUGUUAGUGAAACAAAACUGCGAGGAUGAACCUAAAAUAAAAUGCACAAGAGCCAAAUAAACAUACCUGGACAUACUUGGAAAUUGCUGUAAACAAAAGAUUGAAGUUGUUUAACAGACGUUUCGAGUUUGUUUAUAAACACACAUCAUAUAAAGAGCACAAAGAUAGUUAAAAACACAUGGCACCCUUGAACUAAAUGCAAAAGUGGAUAUUUAGUAUCCACUGCUGGAUGAUUUUGAAAUUCCCUUUUAAGAUUAGUUUUGUUCAAAAUUCAGUUUUUUUCUGGGCUCAUCUGAUAGGCAAGUGCAGGAUCUUUGAUAAUUUUACCAAAUCGAUUUUAUGGCCAGUUUUUACUUCCUCUGUAUUUUCCAUGGAUGUUUUUUUUUUUUGCAACCUUGGACUGAUUGCACACAUUGUCCUUUUACUCUACAUAUGAUCUGAUUAUGCUUUGAUUAUGUCCAAAUGUUCUUUUCUUCUGUUUCUUUUGUGCAGUCAUCAGAAAGUAGAAGGUAUCUUUUAUGGUUUGAGACCAAACCAUUUUAAAUUCAGAAACAAUGUCUGAACCAAAUACACUGAUACAUGUGUUUAUAAAACUAUACAUAGCUAAAUAUUACGGUUCUUGUUUUUAGUGUGAAUACGUCAGUAUAGGUUCAUUAUCUUCCAAGGCUAAAAAAUGAAUGUUACCUAUUAUGUUUCAGCUGCAGCGUUCAUGUGAAAUUUGGUGAGGUCUGGUGAAGUACUAUUAAACCCAGUAACUCUGAAACUCCCUUGGAAAAUCUGCUGGAAAAUGGAAAAGCACUACUGGACUACACUGGCAAGAACGCAGUGUUUUUCUUUCUUUCGAGCUUUCAAAUUGCUUUAGUCAUGUAACACUACAGGUAUUUCUGUUUUUUGCCAGAUAUUUGAGGUGAAGAUUUUUGCCCUGUAGUAAAAGCCAACACAAACAUCGCUUUUAUGUUGAAGAAGUAGUUGCUGUUAAUAUUGUUUAAUGUCAUAGUCAUUGGCUAAAGUUGCAAGAUUUUGAAAUUGUAUUUGUCACAAUGAAUGAUCCAUUUUUAUGCUCCCCAGCCUGUAAACAUUUUAUUGAUAUGGCGGAAGUAACUCCCCCAGAUACAUUACUAGCCGUCAUGUAUGAUUCCCUGCUUUUUACUGAGGAUGUUAGCUUUUGUAUUCAAUAACCCAAGUAGUAAGAGCCUAAUGUAACAUCUACUAUAAGAAAUCCUCUUUCUAAUACUCUUUAAAUAUGCUUUUGUAACCAUGGCUUGAUAUAAAGUGACAUGUAAGCCAUUUAUUACAGUUUUACAGUUAAAUACAGACUAACAAAGCAUAUCUUUUGCAAAACUAGUAUGAUUUUUUUUAUUAACAGAAACUAUUUGACACAAUUUGUCUUUGAAGUUUUAAUAGCAAUCUGGCCCUAGACUGAAAGAUUAAGUGUUCGGUCCAUAUCAUGAGUGCUUGUUUUCUAUGGCUGAAUGAAUCUGAUUCUGGCACGGUUCCAACUCCAAACUGGCCCCUAAAAAGUGUUCAGGGUGGAUGAGGAUAUUUCAGCAGCAAGGUCUCCGGAGGAAAUUUCUGAUCAGCACACACCGAGUAUUGAGGAAGAGUGUCAUGCAGCCGUUUGUGUGUGUGUGUAUGUGUAUUAAAAAUGUGAAAUUGAUUAUUGACUCUGAAUGUUUCCCAUCCUGUUUUGCAGUCCUGUUUGUCAAGGUCACUUCAGGAAGCUGUAUGUAUAUGACCUACCCUGGCCACCUAACAGAUAUUAGUAUCAAACUGCUAGUUGCAGCAUAAGAUCUAUUUGCCCUGUCAGCCCCUGUUUUUGCUGAGAUAACACUAUAGCAUGUGUACACUGAGAGGAGGCCACAGGUAGCCCAAAUUAACACAACUGAACAUCAAAACUCUCUUCAGCUAAUCAAGUCUCUCUUGGAGACAGUUUCACUGAAUAGAUGUCCACUCAAAACCAUAUAAUUACAAGACCAAAUGGAGUUCUUCCGGGGAGACUUCACAAAGGUGUCCUUGUGUUCCCUCCCCCACAAGAUGUAAAGACUGCUCCAGGGGUUUACCAAGCGAGAAGACAACUCUGUACCUCUGAAGACUGUGGCAUUUCACUAAUUGGCACUUGUUAGCUCUAAAAUGAAGGGGAGGGCAUGCCCAGUCGGGAAGAUAUCACUGCGUCAAGUCGAUGUGGAGUAAUUGUGGCGACACAGACUGCGUAUAAACUGUGGGAUCUGUAAUUUCAAACUUUGCAGUCUGAGGCUCUUUUGUUCAUUUAUUUAUUUUUACCUACAGUGUGAUUGAUAGUAAACCACAUAGAAAUUAUAAGUGUCGUAGGCAGACUUACUUUAACGUAAAUGUAACUUACUUUGGGAAGUUAUUCCUUCAACUAUAAUAAGUGUAGUGUUUCCUAAUAUGAGUAAUGUAUUCCUUACAUUUAUCAUGUAAAUUGCUGGCCUUCAGAUUUUGUAUUGAAACUUUGUAUUUGUAAUAUAGCUGUUUGAAACUUGUCUGUGUAUUUUAAAAAAGGCACAAUAAAAAAAAUCUCAGUUCUCAAUGAA
Molecule: messenger RNA, 4962 nt
Organism: Paramormyrops kingsleyae
Lineage: Eukaryota; Metazoa; Chordata; Actinopteri; Osteoglossiformes; Mormyridae
Source: RefSeq, a predicted model, not a curated record